AUGGAGAAGGAAGAUUGGGACUUUAGCAACGAUCCAUGCAGUGGAAAAGGAAACUGGAAUGUUUCAUUUAAUCCACUUAUACGGAGCAGUCUCACUUGUGACUGCUCGUUUCAUCCUCCCAAUUCAUCGUGUCACGUCAUCGCAAUGGUUUUGACGUCGCAGAACUUAACAGGCAUUAUCCCCCCAGAGUUCUCUGAGCUGCGUUAUCUGAAAUCUCUGACCCUUAGCCGUAACUGUCUUACUGGUUCAAUUCCAAAGGAAUGGGCUUCAAUGGGUUUGGAAGGGUUAUCUCUUUUAGGGAACAGAUUGUCGGGUCCAUUUCCGGAAGUGCUAACACGUGUCACGUCGCUCCGAAUUCUAUAUCUCUCUUCCAAUUCCUUCACUGGCCCUUUGCCAGAACAGUUCGGACAGCUUAGAAAUCUGUCUGUUUUGACGAUAAGCGACAAUAAUUUUACUGGACGAGUACCAGAUUUCAUUGGAAACUGGACACAGAUACGUACGCUGGAGAUGCUUGGUAGCGGUUUGGAUGGUCCAUUACCUUCCAGUAUUUCGUCCCUGACUCGCUUGAACAACCUCAAGAUUAGCGACUUAGGAGGCAAACUGUCUUCCUUCCCUCCACUGAAAAGUUUGAUAUCUCUCAAUACAUUGGAGUUGAGGAGAUGUAACAUAAACGGUCAGCUUCCAAACUAUAUCGGAGACAUGACGGGCCUCAAGACACUGGACCUCAGUUUUAAUCUGCUGACCGGCAAGAUUCCUUCAUCAUUACCAAAUAUUAAGCUUGCAGAUUAUGUUUAUUUGUCAGGAAACAAGUUCACAGGGGAUGUUCCAAACGAUUUUAUCGAAAGAAACAAAAACAUAGAUUUAUCUUCUAAUUAUUUUACCGUCCAUGGCUCACUUCCUACUAGUGACUGUGACGAAACUCACAAUGCGUAUAAAGGCUUCUCUUGUUAUGUACAACAUUUCCCAUGCUUUUUGCCUAAAAGAGAUUAUAAGUAUAAGCUGUAUAUAAAUUGUGGGGGAGAUGAAGUGAGAGUUGAUCCAGAAAAGACAUAUGAAGCUAACGUAGAGGGCCAAAGAGCUUCUACGUUUGUCUAUGGCCCUGACAAGAAAUGGGGAUUUAGCAGCACAGGGAACUUCAUGAACGAGCUCACGGAAGUGGAUGAUUACACCGUGUCUAACACCUCUACACUAUUGGUCAAUGGUCGAUGCUGCGUCUCCCAGUUCUAUGCUUUACAAGACCGCUCGGAUCUCUCCUCUGUUGUUGACCUACUAUGGUAUCUGCCUGGGCAACGGAGAAUACACCAAGCUGCUGGUGGAUCGGGGAAGCCAAUCAUAAAGAAGUUUGUGGCACACGUUACCAAUAACAGUCUAAAAAUAAGCUUGGCCUGGGCUGGGAAAGGGACCACUUCACUCCCUAUUAGAGGAGUCUAUGGCCCAAUGAUCUCCGCUAUUACAGUGGAACCUAAUUUUAAACCACCAGAGCAUCAUGAUCAUGGCAAGAACAAUACUCUACUAAUAGUAGGAAUCGUAGUUGCAGCAGUAGUCGUCGUCGUUGCGCUUAUUGUGGUGGUUUGCUUAUGGAAAAGAAGGCGUCACAAAAAUGCCAUGGAAAUAGAGCUGAAAGGUUUAGAUCUUCAGACUGGAGUUUUCAGUCUUCGGCAUAUAAAAGCAGCCACUAAUAACUUUGAUGCAGCGAACAAGAUUGGUGAAGGUGGAUUUGGCCCUGUUUACAAGGGUGUGUUAUCAGAGGGGAGAAGGAUUGCUGUGAAAAAAUUGUCUUCGACGUCAAAGCAAGGACGCCGAGAGUUUGUGAACGAGCUGGGGAUGAUAUCAUCUCUACAACAUCCAAAUCUUGUGAAGCUGUAUGGAUGCUGUGUUGAAAAGAAGCAACUGAUUCUCGUCUAUGAGUACUUGGCAAACAACUGCCUUUCCCGCGCGCUAUUCGGAAAGGACGAGAGAUCGAGAAUAAAGCUAGAGUGGCCAACAAGGAAGAAGAUUUGCUUGGGAAUAGCUAGAGGACUCACAUUUCUUCAUGAAGAAUCUGUGAUAAAGAUUGUGCACAGGGAUAUAAAGGCGAGCAACGUGUUGCUGGAUGAGCAUCUCAACGCCAAAAUAUCAGACUUUGGCUUGGCGAAGCUGACCGAUGAGGAAAACACACACAGCACCACCCGUAUUGCCGGAACAUACGGCUAUAUGGCUCCGGAGUACGCAAUGCAUGGUCACUUGACUGAAAAAGCUGAUGUUUAUAGCUUUGGUGUCAUUGCCCUAGAAAUCGUCAGUGGAAAGAGUAACUCAAGCGUCAAACCUAGCGAUGAACUGGAGUUUCUUCUCGAUCACGCCUACGUUAUGAAAGACAGGGGAUGCCUACUAGACCUGGUUGAUCCGGUGCUAGGUUCAGAUUUCGCAAAAGAGGAAGCAAUGCUGAUCUUGAAUGUGGCGCUCAUGUGCACUAACAAGUCCCCGGGGUCAAGGCCAAAAAUGUCGCAGGUGGUGAAGCUCAUCGAGGGAAAGACCGCAAUGUCGGACCCGAAGUUGUCAGCAGCGACCUCGAAGCACAAGGCUUUAACUUUAAGGACAUUGUUUUGGCAGAGCGAAGCCUCCACAAGCGGACCUCGCACCACUGACUCUGAUGAUGCUCAGGAGAACACAUCAAAAGACGAAAUAGUAGAAGAACCAGAAUCUGAGUGUGAGUAA
Molecule: messenger RNA, 2694 nt
Organism: Microthlaspi erraticum
Lineage: Eukaryota; Viridiplantae; Streptophyta; Magnoliopsida; Brassicales; Brassicaceae
Source: the annotation of a GenBank genome assembly